AUGUCUGUAGAAAACAUGGACAUUGAGGAACUUUAUGUCGUCGUAGAUUCAAAUAAACCAAACUUAAAUGACAAGACAAGUAAAACUUUAAAAAGACCAGGACUUGACUCGCAAACUGUUACAAAUGGUAUUGAAAAGUACCAUCCGCAGGCUUUCAAAGAGAGUCGAACAGGCUUUGUGUAUGACAUACGAAUGCGGUACCACGGCAAUUUACACGAAGGCGAAUACCAUCCAGAAGAUCCAAGUCGAAUAAGUGGGAUUGCAAAGAUCUUGGAAACUUACAACUGCACCGAAAGACUUGUAAGAAUACCGGCUAGAGAAGCCACUAAAGAAGAGGUAUGUCUAGUGCACUCUGUAAAGCACUGGAACGAAGUGGAUAAAACUGCAGGAAUGAAAUUCGACCAGCUGGUUGAAACCGGUGAUCAGUAUAACUCUGUUUAUCUGAAUAACGAUUCUGCUUUUUGUGCACGCCUUGCAUGUGGUGGAGUGAUUGAACUAUGCAAGGCAGUUAUGCAAGGAACGGUGACAAAUGGUUUCGCAAAUGUUCGACCUCCCGGACACCAUGCCGAACCUGAGGAAGCAAUGGGGUUUUGUCUCUUUAAUAAUGUCGCUGUCACAGCAAAAUGUUUAAGAGAAUAUCAUAAUGUGAAUAAAAUACUAAUUUUGGAUUGGGAUAUUCACCAUGGCAAUGGAACACAAAAAGCUUUUUAUAGUGAUCCAAAUAUAGUCUACUGUUCAAUACAUCGUUACGAGAAUGGAGAAUUCUAUCCUGGUUCUGAACAAGCCAAUUAUACUUUUUUUGGAUCCGGUGAGGCAAAAGGAAAAACAAUUAAUAUUCCUUGGCCUCGUGCUGGGAUGUAUGACAGUGAUUAUAUUUACGCCUUCGAUAAAGUUGUAAUGCCUAUAGCUGAUGAAUUCUCGCCUGAUAUUGUUAUAGUAUCAGCGGGAUUCGAUGCUGCCGAAGGCGAUCCGAUUGGUGAAAAUCAUGUAUCACCAAUAGCUUUUGGACACAUGACUCAUCGGCUAAAAAGUAUAGCCAAUGGAAGACUGGUAUUAGCGCUAGAGGGUGGUUAUAAUAUUGAUUCCAUAAGCCGAUCCGCUCUGGCUUGCGUUAAAGUCUUGCUCGGCGAAGCACCCGAAAGGCUUCCUCCUAUCAAACCAAGCAAAGAUUGCAUGGAAACUGUACAUAAUGUAUUGCGUGUGCAAUCGCGCUAUUGGAAAUCAUUGGCACCGGAACAUGUUGAAAUUGCUGAAGAUACGAUAACCAAGCAAGAUUGUGCUAUAAUUGAUAUCGACUUUUCUUCGAAUCCGGGAGAUAAUCAAUCACGUCACGAUUUAAAUGAACUGUUGUUAUAUGUGUGGGAUAACAUGAUACUUCAUACAGCGGCUAGACAUGUGUUUUUAUUAGGAGCAGGUAUUGGAUGUUCUAGCUUUACAAAUCUAAUCACCGAGAGAGAACCAAUGAUACUCGACAGAGUUGGUGGUGUAAUUAUGGUACCAAGUGAAAUUGAAGUACCAAAGGUUGGACGUGGUACAAACCUUAUUGAUUGGUAUUAUGAACAUUCAUGUAUAUUCGUUCCCGAGGAUCAUCCUUACUGGGAGAAAAAGCAAAAAUCUAAAGUAUUUGGGCGUUGUAAAUUACCAGUUGGAAACAUGGGAGUUGCUCCUGUCCCCGAAAUACUUGAUCAAUGUCACCAAGAAAUUUUCCGAUACGUUUAUACUAUACUCGCCGAAAAGUUAAGUUACGAGAAUUCCAAACCCACAUCGUCGUCCACAUUUGUGAUAUUGCAAGCAAAACACGGGAAUCCGUUUGUAGCGUGA
Molecule: messenger RNA, 1821 nt
Organism: Ambispora gerdemannii
Lineage: Eukaryota; Fungi; Glomeromycota; Glomeromycetes; Archaeosporales; Ambisporaceae
Source: the annotation of a GenBank genome assembly